GGCUGCUGUCGGUUCGGGCGGGUGAGGAGAGCCGUGCUGCCGGUGCAGCCCCUCGGCUUCCCCCUUGUUUUGAAGCCGGGACGACGACGACGACGACGACGACGAACGACCCGUGACCGUGUGGCUUCCCGCCCACGCGUGAAGGCGGCGUGGGUCGGAGAAAGGAGACACCAACAAAUGGAAUACAAAUUAACUUAAGCCUACACGAGGCUGGUGACACCUGAAAGAGGGGAAAGUGGAGAAGCUGUGCUCUGUGCUUUCUGUCUGACCUGCUGGGAGUACCUUUUGGAGCAUGUUUGCUACUUAACAGGGAACUGAAAUUCAGGCACAAGUGGUUGUAAACAUAAAGAGGGAAUAUGGGUGAAAAGAAGCCAGAACCUUUGGACUUUGUAAAAGAUUUUCAGGAAUAUCUUACACAGCAGACUCACCAUGUAAAUAUGAUUUCUGGAUCAGUUAGUGGAGAUAAGGAAGCAGAGACUCUUCAGGGAGCUGGGACAGAAGGUGAUCAGAAUGGUCUGGAUCAUCCUUCUGUUGAAGUUUCACUGGAUGAGAACUCAGGAAUGUUAGUGGAUGGGUUUGAAAGGACAUUUGAUGGAAAGUUAAAGUGUCGAUACUGCAACUAUGCCAGCAAAGGAACAGCACGGCUUAUAGAGCAUAUCAGAAUUCAUACAGGUGAGAAGCCGCACAGAUGCCAUUUAUGUCCCUUUGCAUCAGCUUAUGAACGUCAUCUGGAAGCUCAUAUGCGAUCGCAUACUGGUGAAAAACCAUACAAAUGUGAAUUGUGUUCCUUUCGCUGCAGUGACAGAAGCAACUUAUCUCACCACCGCAGACGCAAACAUAAAAUGGUGCCUGUCAAGGGUACAAGGUCUUCCCUAAGCAGCAAGAAAAUGUGGGGGGUUUUGCAGAAGAAGACCAGCAAUUUAGGGUACAGCAGAAGAGCAUUAAUUAAUUUGAGUCCACCUUCCAUGGUGGUUCAGAAACCAGACUACCUUAAUGAUUUCACUCAUGAAAUCCCAAAUAUCCAGACUGAAGCAUACGAGAGCAUGACCAAAACAACCCAGAGCAGUGGGUUGCCAAGAGAUCCACAAGACCUUAUGGUAGAUAAUCCUUUAAAUCAGCUCUCUACAUUAGCUGGACAGUUAUCUAGCUUGCCACCUGAAAACCAAAAUCCAGCCUCUCCUGACGUUGUUUCCUGUCAAGAUGAAAAGCCUUUCAUGAUACAGCAGCCUGCUGCACCUGCAGUAGUUUCAGCUGUGUCAGCAAAUAUUCCUCAAAGUUCAUCUCCAACCAGCCCAGAUCCUCGACCUACACACAAUCAACGGAACUAUAGCCCCGUGGCAGGUCCCAGCAGUGAUCGCAGUGCCCACACCAGUACUCCCAGCAUAAGUAACAGUCAACCAAGUACUCCAGCUCCAACCCUUCCAGUUCAGGACCCUCAGCUUCUGCAUCACUGCCAACACUGUGACAUGUACUUUGCGGACAAUAUCCUUUAUACUAUUCACAUGGGAUGUCAUGGAUUUGAAAAUCCUUUUCAGUGCAACAUAUGUGGGUGUAAGUGUAAAAAUAAGUAUGACUUUGCUUGCCAUUUUGCAAGAGGCCAACAUAGUCAACAUUGACUGAGAACGUGCUUUCAUUUAGUUUUUUAACAUAUUACAGUAUAUUUUUCAUACUUGCUGAAGGAAAGCUUGCACAUGCCCAUAAGGAAUCUUCACGUUAGUCAAUUCGACAAAGGAGGCAAAUUUAUUUCUGUGUUGUCGUAAAACUUGCCAGGGAAAUUUUGUGUAAGAUGUAGUUGUUAUUUUAUAUGUAGCCUUUCAAAAAAGCUGAGUGAGUGCUGUAAGAAUUGGAAUGCAUUUACAUGCUUUGAUCGCUAAAUUUAAGUUGCUUGCACUUAAUCCCAAUAAAUGUUCUACAAAUG
This is a messenger RNA of Haliaeetus leucocephalus (bald eagle), 1918 nucleotides long. RefSeq names its product IKAROS family zinc finger 5 (Pegasus) (gene IKZF5). Gene Ontology annotation, biological process: regulation of transcription by RNA polymerase II. Gene Ontology annotation, molecular function: RNA polymerase II cis-regulatory region sequence-specific DNA binding; DNA-binding transcription factor activity. The record is from RefSeq and is a predicted model, not a curated record. NCBI's taxonomy places the organism in Eukaryota, Metazoa, Chordata, Aves, Accipitriformes, Accipitridae. The transcript has 6 exons. The coding region runs from base 357 to 1616 and encodes 419 amino acids.